This is a messenger RNA of Malaya genurostris, 3475 nucleotides long. RefSeq names its product valine--tRNA ligase (gene ValRS). Gene Ontology annotation, biological process: valyl-tRNA aminoacylation. NCBI's taxonomy places the organism in Eukaryota, Metazoa, Arthropoda, Insecta, Diptera, Culicidae. Gene Ontology annotation, molecular function: valine-tRNA ligase activity; aminoacyl-tRNA deacylase activity; ATP binding. The coding region runs from base 168 to 3293 and encodes 1041 amino acids. Gene Ontology annotation, cellular component: cytosol. The transcript has 5 exons. The record is from RefSeq and is a predicted model, not a curated record.
CGGUAAAUCAACUUUGCGACAAUGUGCCAAUCCUGUCUGCAGAUAUUUGAAAUUUUUACCUGGCAUCUCUGGAUCUGAUAUAAGCAGCACAUUUUUGCUAGUCUCGUGUAUUUUGCCCUAACAGCAACUUUCAAUAUUCUUACUGCUAGAAACGAUAGCUUUGUGAAAUGCCUGAUCCAGCCGAGAACGGUACCGAAGCUCCAGUGAAAACUGAAAAGCAACUCAAAAAAGAAGCGGAAAAAGCUGCCAAGUUGGCAAAACUUCAGGAUAAAUUAAACAAAAAACAGGCCCAGGAGCUGCAGGCCGCUGCCAAGCCGAAGGUCGAGAAAAAGACCAAAGAUAGCAAAGAAAUUAUUGUCUAUACAGGCAGUAGUGAAGAGGGUGAGAAAAAGGAUUUGACUGGCCCGUUUCCAGAUUCAUAUAGUCCUCAAUAUGUGGAAGCCGCAUGGUACAGCUGGUGGGAAAAGGAAGGUUUCUUCAAACCAGAGUAUGUGCGCAAGCAUAAUAACUUGGGUGACCGAUUCGUCAUGGUGAUUCCACCACCCAAUGUUACCGGUUCCCUACAUCUAGGUCACGCACUAACAAAUGCAAUUGAAGAUGCCAUCACUCGCUGGAAUCGGAUGAAGAGACGUGUCACAUUGUGGGUUCCUGGUUGUGAUCACGCUGGUAUUGCUACCCAGGUGGUUGUCGAAAAGAAAAUUUGGCGCGAGCGAAAGCUUACUAGACACGAUCUGGGACGGGAGAAAUUUAUCGAAGAAAUUUGGAAGUGGCGUAGUGAGAAAGGUGACCGAAUUUACCACCAGCUAAAGAAACUAGGCUCGUCUUAUGAUUGGGAUCGAGCCUGCUUCACGAUGGAUCCCAAACUUUGCAAAGCUGUCACGGAAGCGUUCGUGCGUAUGCACGAACAAGGAUUGAUAUACCGAAGCAAUCGAUUAGUGAACUGGUCUUGCACACUGCGAUCAGCCAUAUCCGACAUUGAAGUAGAUAAGGUAGAAAUUCCUGGCCGUACAAUGCUUUCGAUUCCAGGCUACAAUGAAAAGGUUGAAUUCGGAGUGCUGGUAUCGUUUGCCUACAAAGUAGAGGAAACUGGCGAAGAAAUCGUUGUUGCAACUACUCGUAUUGAAACAAUGCUUGGGGAUACGGCUGUUGCCGUACAUCCCAAAGACGAAAGAUAUAAACAUCUACACGGCAAGUUUGUACAGCAUCCAUUUUGCAGUCGUAAGUUACCAAUAAUCUGUGAUGAGUUUGUGGAAAUGGAAUUUGGAACAGGAGCCGUAAAAAUAACACCAGCACAUGAUCCAAACGACUACGAAGUUGGCAAGCGUCACAAUCUGCCGUUCAUAACAAUUUUCACUGAUGACGGUUUUAUUUCUGACGAUUACGGAGAAUUCACCGGAAUGAAGCGAUUUGAUGCUAGGAAAUCCGUUUUAGCUGCCCUUCAAGCGAAGGGAUUGUAUAAGACUACUGUAGAAAAUCCAAUGGUUGUACCAAUCUGUUCUCGAUCUAAAGACAUUGUUGAACCAUUGAUCAAGCCCCAGUGGUAUGUCAAGUGCGACGACAUGGCCAGAAAUGCAACCGAAGCGGUUCGUUCGGGAGAACUAAAAAUCAUACCCGAGGUGCAUACGAAAAUAUGGCAUCAUUGGAUGGAGGGCAUCCGAGAUUGGUGUGUGUCCCGUCAACUUUGGUGGGGACAUCGGAUUCCAGCCUAUCGCGUUUCGAUUAAGGAAUCAAGCAAAGUAUGCACUCAAUUGGAUGAGGCGAACUCGUGGUUCGUUGGUCGUAGUGAAGAAGAAGCAUCUCAAAAGGCUUCCAAACAACUGAAUGUGGAUCCGUCAGAGUUAAUCCUAAAGCAAGAUGAGGAUGUUUUAGAUACAUGGUUCAGUUCUGGGUUGUUCCCUUUCUCCGUUUUCGGUUGGCCGGAUAAUACCGAUGAUUUGAAACUGUACUAUCCGACAACGUUACUUGAAACUGGUCAUGACAUCUUGUUUUUCUGGGUGGCCCGAAUGGUGUUUUUCGGACAAACCCUACUUGGCAAACUGCCCUUCAAAGAGGUUUUCCUACAUCCAAUGGUUCGCGAUGCUCAUGGACGAAAAAUGUCUAAAUCUCUCGGAAAUGUCAUCGAUCCUAUGGAUGUGAUAACGGGUAUUAGUUUGGAAGGUUUGCAUCAGCAACUACUUGAUUCUAAUUUAGAUCCGCGGGAGAUCGACAGGGCAAAAGUUGGCCAGAAGCAGGACUAUCCUAACGGGAUUCCUGAAUGUGGUACGGAUGCGAUGCGUUUUGCGUUGUGUGCCUAUAUGACCCAAACGCGGGACAUCAACUUGGACAUUUUGCGUGUGCAGGGCUACAGGUUCUUCUGCAAUAAGUUGUGGAAUGCGACUAAGUUUGCCCUACUCUACUUCACCGGUGCUGAGAAAUAUGAUGUUAUACAACAGUUGACUGGUUCGGAGAGCAACAUCGACCUCUGGAUUCUUUCGCGGCUCUCCAACUGUAUCGACACCGCGAAUAAGAGCUUUGAAAAAUAUGAAUUUGCUCAGGUGACCAACGCAUGCUACAAUUUCUGGCUAUACGAUCUGUGCGAUGUUUAUCUGGAAUGUCUCAAACCCGUAUUUCAGUUUGGUUCGGAAGAGUUGAAAUCUUCUGCUAGAAGAACGUUGUACACCUGCCUGAACCUAGGUCUAAAGCUGUUAUCCCCAUUUAUGCCGUUCAUCACGGAAGAACUGUACCAGCGUUUGCCUCGCGCUGAUACCGAUCAGUUUGCCAGUAUCUGUGUAGCACCGUACCCAGAGCUGGACACUUCCAAUUGGCAGAAUGAGACACUAGAAAAAAAUUUUGAACUUGUUCAACGUACAGCCAAGGUUAUACGAUCUGCUCGAAGUGACUACAAUCUUCCUAACAAAAUAAAAACCAAAGCAUAUAUAGUAUGCAGUGAAGACACUGUAAAGGGUGUAUUGACGAACUUUGCCGCUGAUUUGGCUACUAUGAGUUACUCACAGAUCAAUAUUACCGGUGAUGAACUUCCUUCUGGCUGUGCGAUUCUUACCGUUUCUGGAGCUUGCAUUGUUCAUCUCCUACUAAAGGGACUGAUCGAGGUUGACAAGGAAAUUGAGAAGCUCUCAAAGAAACGGGAAAACUUAUCGUCCACAUUGGGGAAAUUGGAACAAGCGAUGUCUGCUUCCGAUUAUUGUACGAAGGUUCCAGAAGAUGUGCGAACCAAUAAUCAAGAUAAACUGGAACAAACAAAAAUCGAAAUCGAUCGAAUUGUCGCGGCAAUUGAAACUUUAAAAACAAUGUAACAAUAAGGUAUUGUUGACGAAGCAUUUUUCAAUUCCAGCAUUUUGUUAAACUAAUGGCGAUCAAUGGCACCUUACGUGAAUGUAAUUUCAAGCUGACGUAAUAAUUUAUUGCAAUACAUUUAAACGAUAACGCUGAGUUUAUUUUUUUACGACUAUCACAAAUAUAUAUGAAGUAAGCAAGA